AUGGCAUCCUACGUGCCCAAGUCCGUCACGAAUCUGUGCCCGUCGGGCGCCCAGGUCGCCAACACGACGGGCAUCUCCUACUUCAAGCCAGAAGAGGCGGCGCCCCAGGAGCCGGGCAAGUUCGGCAGCAAGAACACGCGCACGGGCGGCUACAUCGACGCCUCGCUGGACCCGACGCAGGUGGACACGUCCGUCGGCGCCAAGGGCCUCGCGAGCGUCAAGGGCCGGGCCCAGGUCGCCGCGAACCAGCAGAAGAAGGCCGCGACGAAGGCGUACAAGGACACGAAGAAGGACGCGCAGAAGACGGUCACGGGCGCCGUCGACGGCGCGAAGUCGACCGUGUCGACCGCGGGGGACAAGGCCAUCACCGCGGGCAUGAAGCAGAUGGGCUUCGUCAAGAAGAAGAGCAAGAAGGUCUAA
Messenger RNA from Aureococcus anophagefferens, 420 nucleotides. RefSeq lists its product as hypothetical. NCBI's taxonomy places the organism in Eukaryota, Pelagophyceae, Pelagomonadales, Pelagomonadaceae. The coding region runs from base 1 to 420 and encodes 139 amino acids. The transcript is spliced from 2 exons. The record is from RefSeq and is a predicted model, not a curated record.